Messenger RNA from Microthlaspi erraticum, 1701 nucleotides. The record is from the annotation of a GenBank genome assembly. NCBI's taxonomy places the organism in Eukaryota, Viridiplantae, Streptophyta, Magnoliopsida, Brassicales, Brassicaceae.
AUGGCUAUCGGUGGCUUGAUUUCAAACAGGAGCUUCGGUUCCUUCAUCGGUUCAGGAAAUGGUUGUCAGAAGGAAAGAGGUAUUUUGUACCAGAGACUUGGAGGAAUAAAUGGUACGGAAGUUUCGAACAGAGUCGUGUUCUGUAAUAGAAAACCAAAUGCAUUGUGCCGUAAUCAUCAACCGAGGAAGAUUUUAUCUAGUUUACAGCAUGAACUAGGACACAUGAAAAGUUUUGGAUGUUUCCUUCAACCAGUAAUGGUGGACAGUAGAAUUAGGUUUAGGAGCAACAUCAAGGAAGAUGGAAAUAGCAAGAUCAACAGAUCUCGUGCUUACUACAAGUCAGAGGAAUCUGAUAUCACAGAAGGAGUUGCAGACUCACUGCCAUCAGCGGAUGGGUCAGCUGAAGCUGUUCUAGUUGGAGGAAAUCUACACAACGCAACUCCCUGGUGGCAGCAGUUUCCUAGACGCUGGGUCAUCGUGCUCUUAUGCUUUGCCUCAUUCCUUCUAUGCAAUAUGGACCGUGUGAACAUGAGCAUUGCAAUUCUUCCCAUGUCACAAGAAUAUAGCUGGAACAGUGCAACAGUUGGCUUAAUCCAGUCCUCUUUCUUCUGGGGCUAUUUGCUUACUCAGAUUCUGGGAGGUAUAUGGGCAGAUAAGUUUGGCGGGAAGGUGGUUUUAGGUUUUGGUGUUGUCUGGUGGUCCUUUGCCACCAUUAUGACACCUAUUGCUGCCAAACUUGGUCUGCCAUUUUUACUUGUCGUGCGAGCGUUCAUGGGCAUUGGCGAGGGUGUUGCAAUGCCUGCAAUGAACAACAUGCUUUCUAAAUGGAUCCCUGUCUCAGAGAGAAGCAGGUCGCUUGCACUAGUCUAUAGUGGCAUGUAUCUCGGUUCAGUGACAGGACUGGCAUUCUCUCCUAUGCUAAUCACCAAGUUCGGAUGGCCUUCUGUUUUCUAUUCCUUUGGCUCCCUUGGAAGUAUAUGGUUUAUGCUUUGGCUAAAAUAUGCGUAUAGCUCCCCCAAGGAUGACCCGGACCUAAGUGAAGAAGAGAAGAAGGUCAUACUGGGAGGUAGCAAACCGCGGGAACCUGUGACAGUGAUUCCAUGGAAGCUGAUACUCUCUAAACCCCCUGUGUGGGCUCUCAUAAUAUCCCACUUCUGCCAUAACUGGGGAACAUUCAUACUGUUGACAUGGAUGCCUACAUAUUACAAUCAGGUAUUGAAGUUCAACCUCACAGAAUCUGGGCUCCUAUGCGUCUUACCAUGGUUCACUAUGGCUGUCUUUGCUAAUGUUGGAGGUUGGAUUGCUGAUACUCUCAUCAGCAGAGGUCUUUCAAUUACAGCUGUUCGCAAGAUCAUGCAAUCAAUUGGUUUUCUGGGUCCUGCCUUCUUCCUGACUCAGCUGAGCCGUGUCAAAACUCCAGCAAUGGCGGUUCUCUGCAUGGCAUGCAGCCAGGGCUCUGAUGCCUUCUCACAGUCGGGUCUCUACUCUAAUCAUCAAGACAUUGGCCCACGCUACGCUGGUGUCCUCUUAGGACUUUCAAACACAGCGGGAGUCCUCGCUGGUGUCUUUGGCACCGCUGCUACUGGCUACAUCCUCCAACGAGGUUCAUGGGACGAUGUGUUCAACGUAGCAGUUGGACUGUAUUUAAUUGGAACUCUGGUCUGGAACUUGUUCUCUACCGGAGAGAAAGUUCUUGACUAG